UUCUGUCUCCUUGCCGACCUCCAGCAGCCCACCAUCUUCUAUCACCAAACUCCUUGCCACUACCAACCUGCCAUCGUCGACCUGAUCGCAAUCCUUCCCGUGGUGGAAAUGAUGGGCACCUAAGCCGUUCCCCCCAGCCACGGCCUCGUAUCCAUACCUUGCACUUCUUCCAUCAUCGCCGCCGUCGCCGCCGUCGCCGCCAUGCGACUCUUUUGGUACGCCGGGACAUCAACCGCCCUGGCGGUCGGCGUCGUCGCCUAUGCCUUCAACCAGCGCGCCAACUUCUACUCUGCCAUGGUUUACCUAUCGCAAAACAACCUUAGCCUCAUGAUCCUCGUGAACCUGGUCCUCCUGAUUUAUGGCUCCUUUGUCUGGGGCCUUCAACGAUUGUGUUAUGGCCCCCUCCGCCCCGUCGAAAUCGAACAGCUGUACGAGAAAGCCUGGUUCGCCGUAACCGAGACCUGCCUCGCCAUGACCAUCUUCCGCGAAGAGGUUGGCGCCUGGUUUCUCGUCAUGUUCACAGCUCUAGUCACCGGAAAGGUCUGGGAGUGGAUUGGCGAAGGACGCGUCGAGGUACUCGAGCAGCAGCCCCCCGCUAACCCGCGCCUCUUCCACACGAGACUCAGCAUAUCCCUCCUGCUCAGCGUCGUAUACGAUACUUGGCUGUUCACCUACACGGUCAAUGCCGUCAUCCAGCAAGCUCGACCCAACAUGAUGGUUAUGUUCUUGUUCGAAUUCGCUGUCUUGGCUACCUGCUCGUUCCGCACCGGCUUCCGAUACGCCUUGUCGCUGGUUGAAGCCGACAUCGUCAGAAAGCAGACCCGCCAGCGACUAGAGAACCGACGUAAGCAAGUCCGAGAACAGCGUGCCGAUAUCAUGAGGCGCCGGGAAUCUGGGGAUGCCGCGGAGGCAGCCGCCGCAGAGCAGGAGGAGCUGCCCAGCGAGGAGGAUAUUGAUGUGACCGAUAUCGAAGUGCCCGGCUGGGAAUCUAAGGGGCAAUGGGUCCUAAGCCUCGACCUACUAACUGACUUCGUCAAGCUUGGGAUCUAUUCGGCGUUUUUCGCCAUCUUAAUGAUGUUCUAUGGUCUACCUAUCCACAUCAUGCGCGAUCUGUUCAUGACAGCUCGAUCCUUUGUCAAACGUCUCAGUGCCCUGAUGCGAUAUCGUAAAGCGCUGCAGGACAUGAAUAAGUACCCGGAUGCCACGCACGAGGAGCUAGCGCGUGAGGACACAUGCAUCAUCUGCCGAGAAGAGAUGAGGCCCUGGGACCCAUCUGUAGGUGCGGUAGAGCGGUCUCGUCCGAAGAAGCUUCCCUGCGGCCACAUCUUGCACUUUGGGUGUCUCAAGAGUUGGUUAGAGAGACAGCAGGUAUGCCCAACCUGCCGUCGCCCAGUUGCAAUCGAGGGUGGCGCCCCCAAUGGCGCCCCAGGUGCGAAUUUUGGCGGCCAGCCUCAGGCUCCGGGUCAACCAGCACCAGGCAAUAGAGCAGCCAAUGGUGGUCAGCCCGCCCCGGCCCGUGGUGCUGGCAAUAUGCGGGUAUUUCAGUUUGGUCCAAUUCGGCUGGGGUUUGCACAGGGCAACGCCGAAAACAUUCAUGAGAUGGCACAACGACUCCGUCUCCCCCUGGGUGGCGUCGACGCCCCCGCACCGGCGCCCCCGGCACCGGUUCCGGCCCCCCAGGCGGCCGCUGUCCGUCCUAACGAUAGACUUCUCCACCUGCUCCAGAUACAAACACAGCUAUAUGACAUAUCGGAGCAGAUUCAAGGAGAGUUAAGGACCGUACAGGCGAGCCAGGCCGAAUUGCAGGUUCUCCAUCAUUUGCUGCUAGAGUUCGACCGCGUUCGCGGCCCGCCUCUGGAGCCUGAAACUGCGCCGGCGGCCCAAAACGGACAGCCAGGCGUCAACGUCCAGUUUACUUCUUACCAACCUAUCGUGCCACACCAACCCCUUCCCCAUUUUCAACCGAUGACACAGACACCUCCCUUUCUACCCUUCCCCUCUACUUUGACACCGACCGUGACCAGACACGGCGGUGUACCCUAUUCUGCUGCCAUCCCUGCCGGCAGUCCAGAACUUCCCGAAGGAGUUGUCAUCCCUCCUGGCUGGUCAUUGCUGCCUCUGCAGCGCCUCGAUGGCCAGCCAUCACAGCCUACGGGUACCCACCAACCCGCCCAACAGGUUGAUACCAAUGGCCAACAGCCACAGGCCGCCGAAGCGGCCAACACGAGUGCCGUCACCACCAGCGCUGCCUCGGUUUCACGACCGUCGAAUUCUAGGGCUGGAGAGGCCGACCUCCGACGUCGCGAGGCGUCCCGUGGCGGACUUGUAGAGAGUUCUACUCCGACUGCUUCACAUCAACAGAGAGAGCCUCCGGUCGUUGCGGCCCCUACGCCGGUUAUGCCCAAUUGGGGCAGUGCUGCACGGCUUUUUGCCGGUAGUAGCGCCGACAGCUCUGCCUCUACGGCUGAGACGGGGACAAGAGCCGAGGAGGCCACGACUUCUGAGGAAACCCAUAGUCAGAGCUCGGACGACGAGCAUGAGGCACCAAGCAGCGACGCGAAAGGGAAGGCGAAGGCAGUGACGGUCGAGGACGCGGAGGAUGAAUAGAUUCGUUUAUGCUGUCUUUCCGAGUCAUGUUUCUGAGCCCGUUCGCGCGGGAAAACUGCAUCAGGGCAAGGCGUUGGUGGGGUUCCGGAGAUUCAUGUCUAGAAAAACACUGAACUGUCGAGUUAUACCUAAUCAUCAGGGAAUCUCCCACCUCAGCACUUGACCUCAGGGGAGGAUAUGUCUAGGCACCCACGGCUCUGAUUCGACUUUGCACCAUCAGAGGGCGGUGCCGAUGGAAAAUGAUGUAUCUACACGAAGUCAGUGGGUAACAAAGUGGCCAUCGUCCUGGCAGGGUGAGAUCGAUGAGAUCUUUUUUUUUUCGCAGACGGUGGUAUUCUAAGGCUCAGUAGAACGAGUAAUUGCCAUCGCGCUAUCACGUCCUGAGAUACUCAUUUCGAGAACGGAUGUUUAUAAAUAUGCUCAUUAAUCAAGUCUUGGCCUCGGGAAGUAGUCUAUCAUGCUAUGAACAUUUCCCGCCGCCAUUGCCACUGUUG
This is a messenger RNA of Durotheca rogersii, 3101 nucleotides long. RefSeq lists its product as uncharacterized. Bases 202 to 2607 code for a protein of 801 amino acids. NCBI's taxonomy places the organism in Eukaryota, Fungi, Ascomycota, Sordariomycetes, Xylariales, Xylariaceae. Gene Ontology annotation, cellular component: cytoplasm. The transcript is spliced from 5 exons. The record is from RefSeq and is a predicted model, not a curated record.